CAUUGAUUGCUCACAGUGACCACCGAAAUCAAAGAUGGCAGCAGCUGCUGACAACAAGUGGAAGAAGGAUGCCGCCGAUCAGAACUUCGAUUAUAUGUUUAAGCUCUUGAUCAUUGGAAACUCAAGCGUUGGAAAGACAAGUUUCCUAUUUAGAUAUGCAGAUGACUCUUUCACGUCAGCCUUCGUAUCUACUGUUGGGAUUGAUUUUAAAGUGAAAACUGUCUUCAGAAAUGACAAACGAAUCAAACUGCAAAUAUGGGAUACAGCGGGCCAAGAAAGAUACAGAACAAUUACAACUGCUUAUUAUCGUGGUGCUAUGGGUUUUAUUCUGAUGUAUGAUAUAACAAAUGAGGAAUCAUUCAGGGCAGUAACUGACUGGGCUAGUCAAGUGAAAACAUAUUCUUGGGAUAAUUCUCAAGUUGUUUUGGUUGGUAACAAAUGUGACAUGGAGGAGGAAAGGGCUGUCAGUAAUGACCAAGGCAAAAAGCUAGCAGAACAGCUUGGUUUUCCAUUCUUUGAGUCAAGUGCAAAAGAAAAUAUUAAUGUGAAAUCAGCCUUUGACAAAUUGGUGGACAUUGUUUGUGAUAAAAUGGCUGAAAGCCUUGAAACUGACCCCACAAUGGUUGGUGGAGCAAAACCACGCAUGACUGAUUUGAAAGAAAAGCCAUCUCCUAGCAAGCAAGAUAGUAACUGCGGCUGCUAAGCAAUGUCCUGCAGUAAAAGCUUAACUCAUGCAAAGUCUCUGAAUCUUAUCUUCUAAAUAUGUUUAUUCAAUUUCUUGGUAAUGAAUUGGUGUUAGGGGCAUUUUAACAAUAUUCCCUGGUAGAGCAGUUAGGUAGUCCACCUUGAAAAUAUAUUAUCACUUACCCAUUUUCUAUCUUGUUUGAAGUGCAUAUGAUAGUGACAACAAACAAGAACUGUUAAUUAUGCAACACUCGAAUUCCAUGAAGAAAAAUCUUCAAGGUUCUAAAUCAGCAACCAGAUUCAUUACUUUUUGUUCAGUCUUUGCACAGUGUUGCAUUUAAGCAGUCUCUAUUCUAUUCUUUAAUUGCACUGAAUUCCUCUAUAUUUAUACCCAAGUAUGCACAGCUAUUCAGUUUACAGUCAUUCUCCACCCACUGUCAGAACUUUAGCAAAUUCAUUUAGAUAUUUAAUCUGAGUACAGUCAUCAGGAUAGUUUAGUUGACUCCCUUUUAUCUUCAUUACAUCUUUAUGUGUGUCAAUCAAUUUUGAAUAAUUUCUUUUAGUUAACAUUUAUUUCAUUUUACAAGAUAUUUUACUAAGGAGGCCUAAUUAUUUGAAACAUUGGAAUUAAAAUUGCUUUGCAUGGUAUUUUUUGGCUAAUGACAUUAAAAAGGGGUUGCAAUUCUAAUAUCUAACUAUUAUCUUUUUUCAAUAAAUUGUAAAAUUUGAAACAAUAAAUACAAUGAAGAAGGAUGCUAAGCAAUGUUAAA
Messenger RNA from Rhopilema esculentum, 1454 nucleotides. The record is from RefSeq and is a predicted model, not a curated record. NCBI's taxonomy places the organism in Eukaryota, Metazoa, Cnidaria, Scyphozoa, Rhizostomeae, Rhizostomatidae.